AUGCCAAACUGCUGCCGUUGUGGGAGUUAUGCACCGCAAGCUUUUCACUGCGCAUGUACAGGUGAAGACAAAGCUGUUUAUGUCUGCGGAGAGGAUGCCUGCCGCAUGUUUGGCUGUCCUGAUUGCAGAAGAUAUGUGGCAGGCGGAGAAAUCUGGACUGAAUCUGGCACCAUGACACGACCCACCGGUUCAAGCACAACAGAACCCGGUCGCGGCAGCAAGCUGUCAGAGGAUGGGAGCUCUUGCAACGAAACUGCGGGAGUAAGCAUGGGUACGAUGAGCGUGGACGCAAUUGAGGCUGCUCGUAUGCAUGCAGACAGCAAGUACUUGAUCCUGCUUGAUUUCCAGCACACUCUUCUUCGGUACGACGGGCCGAGAACCGAGAUUCGGCCGUUCGCCGGAGAGUUGGUACUGUGCCUGUUGCAGAAGCAAAAGGAAGGCCUUUGUCAGCUUGGCUUCCGCAGCACUAAGGCAGGGAGAAAUGCCAUACCUCUCGCGCAGCGUUUGCUCCGACAGGCGACAUCUGUGGAAUGGGUUGCUGACAGUGCACAUGGGGAUCGACGGUUGCAGGACACAUCGUCUCCUGGUAGAAGCGUCUGGCUCGUUCAUGGUGACUUAAGUCACCAUAAUCCCUUGGCACGUCACGACAAGUCGCAGACGCCCAUGCAAAUCUUGGAUUUGGAGACUGUGGUAUAUGAAUUCGAGGACAUCGCAGAUGGCACGAGAUUCACAACGUCCUCACGGGUUUUCGUUACAUGCGACGGAACUAAAUCCGGCACUCAUGUCAACGAAGCCAGCGCGCAAAAUAUGCUCAAAGUCGAAGGAUGGAAAUGGAUUCCUGAAGAUGACGAACUCCGGCGCUUGGCAAGCUACUUUGUUCACUUCUUCCAGCGAAGGCCUUCCGAUGCACGUGAGCAUUUACAGAAACAUGUGUUCGAUCAGAGAUUUGUUUAA
This is a messenger RNA of Symbiodinium sp. CCMP2456, 954 nucleotides long. The record is from the annotation of a GenBank genome assembly. Lineage: Eukaryota; Dinophyceae; Suessiales; Symbiodiniaceae.